This is a messenger RNA of Mesorhabditis spiculigera, 1119 nucleotides long. NCBI's taxonomy places the organism in Eukaryota, Metazoa, Nematoda, Chromadorea, Rhabditida, Rhabditidae. The record is from the annotation of a GenBank genome assembly.
AUGAGCAUCCUGGGCACCAACAUCACCUGGGAGAUUGUCGAAGAAGAUAUGCGAAAAGCCUUCGAAUCAGAAGCCCGCCGUGGGCCCAACCAUAGCUACAAGCAAAUUGGCGAGGGAGUGGGGUUCCUGGCCCGCAUCGCCCUACUGAUCUUCGAUUGGCAAGGUGAUGGGGCCGACAAGCUACCUCACUGUGCCGUCGUCAAGAUUUGUUCGAUGGAACGAAGUGGGACCGAUGGUGAUGCCGACAUGGCCGCUGCCAUGAGCGACUACGAGCUGGCCGUCUACAGCGCCGCCGACGAGGGAGACGGAAAGAUUUUUGCCGCCGUCCCUAAACCCAAAUUCUAUUGCGGCCGGAAAUUUGAUACUGGCACUGGCUACUUUGCCAUCGAAUUCCAAGACAACGUGACGAACACGAGGAUCUGGGAGAACCUGCCCGACUCGGUCACCAACCAGGCCCUCGAAUAUAUUGCCGAUAUGACGGCCAAAUCCUUGAAAUACCCGGAGCUGGUCGAGCGCUGGGACGACCCGACGUAUGACAAAUUGUGGGCCGACCUGGCGCAGCGAGAGAAAGCCGAUGAACGCCUACAUCGGCUGAAGGGUCAGGUGCCGGAAGCAUCUGAUUCCAUCGAUAUACUCCUUGCAAAGACCCCGAGGAUUCUCGUCAACGCCUGGGCACGGUGGAUGGGGAAUUGCAAAAAGCCCGUCUUCUGCCACAACGACAUGUGGGCCCCGAAUCUGCUGCACAGGGAUGGGAAGUUGGUGUCGGUGAUCGACUGGCAGCUCUGCCACGCCAACACCCCGGUCGAGGAUCUGAUUUUCCAUCUCUUCUCCUCGCUCCCCCCAGAGGAAUACGUUAGCAAGUAUAUCGAGAAACUGCGCUUCUUCUACGAUCAGCUAGAGGCGAAGAGUGGUGGCAUGGAGUUGUGGGAUGAUUUUCAGCAGCUGGUAGACGACUACGAACACCGCUUCAUCACCAUCAUCCUCAUCAUGCUUGCCUGGUUUGCCGAUGCACGCGUCGAUUUUCUCGCGAACCCGGCUGACAAUGCCCAGAAGCCCUUCGACGCCAAGGUCGUCUUCCUGGCCAAGGAGGUCGUCCGACUGUGCGAGAAGUGGUACCCG